AUGAGGGUCGACCUGGGGAAGCAGCUCCAGUUCCCCAGGGAGAUCGUCGAAACAUUGCUACGGCCAGACCUGGUCUUCUGGUCAGAGGUUUGCAAGACGGUUCUUCUGGUCGAGCUCACUGUCCCAUGGGAGGGGGGGUUGGAGGCUGCUUAUGAGCGAGAGCGAGCCAAGUACUCUGACCUGGCAGCAGAGUGCAGGGAGGCUGGCUGGAAAGCUGUCAUCUGCCCUUUGGAAGUGCGGUGUAGGGGCUUCGUGGGUUCCUCAACUGCCCGCCUACUCCGAGACAUUGUAUGCACAGGAGCGGGGCAUCGGAAAACCAUGAAAGAGCUGGCCGAGGAGGUGGACAAAGGCAGCUUCUGGCUGUGGCUAAGGAGGAAGCAAAAGAAGAGAUUCAGAUUCCAUAAAAGGAACCAAGAGGAGGGUGAAUCUGUCUCACAGUUCAUAGCUGUAUUGAAACGGUUGUCUGAACAUUGUGAAUUUGGACUUUCACUCAAUGACACCAUACGUGACAGACUGGUGUGUGGUCUACGCAGUGAGGCCAUCCAGAAACGACUGCUUACGGAGGCUGAUCUAACCCUGGAAAAGACGAAACCAGUGACCAUCGCAUCUGGAGAAGACACCUCGACCAAAUGCUGCACACUUCGGGGUCUCAUGAUGACUCACGCCAGCCGACAUCUUUUGUUCCGGAGCUGUGUCCUUCCCUGGAGCAGCCUCAAACCCCAGACACGGCUGCUGUUCGAAGUGCACCUGGAUCUGCUCCUGGCACACCGGAACCUGCACGAGUACCUGCCUCAGGUUUCACUUCACCCAGACCAGAACCCACACCAUCUACAGUGACCGAAAUGCCUAGAGGUCGUGUUUACCCUCA
Messenger RNA from Entelurus aequoreus (snake pipefish), 868 nucleotides. RefSeq lists its product as uncharacterized. Lineage: Eukaryota; Metazoa; Chordata; Actinopteri; Syngnathiformes; Syngnathidae. The record is from RefSeq and is a predicted model, not a curated record. The transcript is spliced from 3 exons. The coding region runs from base 1 to 837 and encodes 278 amino acids.